AUGCCACUCAGAAAGAAGAGGACGAAGAUCGAACAGGCCAGACACAUCCUGUCUGGCGGAGUGGUAAGGGAGGACUCCGACGAUGAGCUUGGACUGGAAGACCAUCCUUGGGAGUGGAUUUAUGAAAAUGGAAGCAAGAAGGGCACAAUCGUGGGAGCACGCAUGGGCAGCUUCGAAUGUCGCUUGGGAGAUACGGUCUUACUGAAGGCUCCCUCAAACAACGAGGCUUGGGUCGCGAUCCUACACGAAUUUACCGAGGGCGAAAUCGAGGAGGAGGAUGGCGAGGUGGUCAUGGAGAAGCAAGCGACCAUGCUUUGGUUCGCCUCGGAGAAAGAGAUCAGGAGCAAGAACAAGCGAACGGACUUCCUGCAAAAUGAAUUAUACAUGACAGUCACAUCGGAUCAGAAUGCUCUAUCGACGAUCAAUGGCAAGGCGCAAGUGCUUUCGGAGGAGAGAUUCAACAAGCUUUAUCCGACGGGCAAGAUACCGCGCAACAACAAGUACUAUGGCAAGACGUUCACAUGCAGGAGAGGCGUUGCUACGAGGACAGCUACAUAUACGGAACCCUUCAUUUGGGAGGAUGUAUACAAGGGCAAAGACGACAUGGACAGUCUACUGGAGCUUGUUGAGUCACAGACGGUCAAGACUCGACGGAGAAGAGCCACAAGGAAAGAGCAGAUGCUGGACGACUUCGUUAUGGAUGAUGAUGAUUUUGAUGGACCAGCAACUCCCCGCAAGAAACGCAAGCUCACAUCUGCAACUCCAACUCCUUCGAAAGCCAAGCAGCUUACUCCUCGGAAAUUCCUUACUCCAUCAGGACGGAAGAUUGUUACCAAAAAGCCGCUGGAAUUCACCCCGCUCGGGACGCGAGUUCUUUCUCCAGGACAGACACAAGCAUCGCCUUACCAACUUGCGAGAUCUACGUUGCAUGUCUCUGCAGUACCUCACGCACUCCCUUGCCGAGAGAACGAAUUCGACACUGUGUACUCACAUCUUGAGGCGGCCAUCGCUGCAGGCACUGGUUCAUGUAUCUACAUAUCUGGCACGCCCGGGACUGGAAAGACCGCAACAGUACGAGAAGUCGUUGCCAGUCUACAAGCAGCAGUAGCGGAAGAGCAACUUGACGACUUCUACUUUGUCGAGAUCAACGGAAUGAAAGUCACCGAUCCGCAUCAAUCGUACAGUCUGCUAUGGGAAGCUCUAAAGGGCGAUCGGGUCUCCUCAGCACAUGCAUUGGAGCUCCUCGAGCGCGAAUUCACAACUCCCAGUCCGCGACGAGUGCCCUGUGUGGUGCUGAUGGAUGAGCUCGACCAGCUGGUGACCAGAAACCAAGGAGUGAUGUACAAUUUCUUCAACUGGCCGCAAUUACGCCACUCUCGACUGAUCGUUCUCGCGGUCGCCAACACCAUGGAUCUGCCAGAACGCACGCUCUCCAACAAAAUCUCCAGCAGAUUGGGCCUGGCUCGAAUAACAUUCCCAGGCUAUACUCACACACAGCUCAUGGCGAUCAUUCAAAGUCGACUUGAAGGCGUCGGCAAUGUCAUCGUGGAGUCGGAUGCCGUUCAAUUCGCUAGUCGAAAAGUCGCUGCCGUCUCGGGCGACGCUCGCAGAGCGCUGGAUGUAUGUAGAAGAGCAGUGGAGAUCGCAGAGCAGGAAAGCCUAGAGGAGGUAUCCGGCAAGGAGAACCAGCCACCUAACACACCCAGCAAGACUCCGGGGAAGCAGAAGCCCGCCGCGGCCGCGGCUUCGUCUUCAAAGAAGGGUAUCGUCACAAUUGCCACCAUCAAGCGUGCCAUAAACGAGGCGACUUCAACUCCUCUGGCCGCUCAUCUUCGGUCCCUCCCCUUGGCGAGCAAGCUCUUUCUCGCAGCUUUACUUGCCAGGCUUCGGCGGACAGGCAUCACGGAGUCCACACUCGCCGAUGUCGUCGAAGAAGCCAUGCGCAUGGGCCUGACGGCACAAAACAAGAAUGUGGAAACACAUCUCCUGACGCCAGACUCUGUCAGCGAGCAACAGAAUGAUGAGGAGCUGACUGGCGCAUUGUCAAUGACGCCUUCAAGAAAGGGAAGGCAAGCUGCGAAGAAGGACAUCGAGCGUGCACCAAGAGUUUUGGCAUUUGGCACUGCGGCGCAGGAGCUGGCUGAGGCGGGCAUCGUUGGCGUGGAAAACAGACACGGUGACAGGGUGGGAAGAGUCAGGCUAGGGGUGGGAGAGGAAGAUGUUCGCGGCGCGUUGAGAGAAGAUGAGGAAUGUCGAGGGCUUGGAUUCGGAGGCUGA
This is a messenger RNA of Zymoseptoria tritici IPO323, 2277 nucleotides long. RefSeq names its product origin of replication binding protein. Gene Ontology annotation, biological process: DNA replication initiation; mitotic DNA replication checkpoint signaling. The record is from RefSeq and is a predicted model, not a curated record. The transcript has a single exon. Bases 1 to 2277 code for a protein of 758 amino acids. Gene Ontology annotation, cellular component: nuclear origin of replication recognition complex. NCBI's taxonomy places the organism in Eukaryota, Fungi, Ascomycota, Dothideomycetes, Mycosphaerellales, Mycosphaerellaceae. Gene Ontology annotation, molecular function: ATP hydrolysis activity; chromatin binding; DNA replication origin binding.